GCGUAUCCUAGCAACGAACGCGUAAACUCGAGCGGAGAAGAUGGCGUCGCAGAGGGAGCAGGACGCUGCGGACUAUCUGCGGAAACACAAACUGCUCGAGCUCAUGGAGAACCUGAGCUGCAUGCUGCUCUUCCACAGACCCGAGAAUCCCAGAGAGUUUCUUGUGGAGCAGCUGGAGCAGCUGAAGUUAUCUCAGCAAAGUGGUAAAAAAGGGCCCAAUCUGUUUAACAACACCAACCUGGACGCAGUCUUUGGGAUACUGGACCCCACCAAUCAAAAAUACAUCACUUUUGCCCAAUACAAGCAUGCUCUGACCACACUGGGCAUAAAAAACAUUAAUGAAUGCCCCGAUGGUGUGAAUGAAGACAGAAUAACCCAUGAGACCUUUAAAACAGAAGCGAUUGAAGGCCUGCAGAGAUGCUCAGCAACGUACGAACAACUGUGAACUUUGCUUUAAUGUUGUUCUUUUUACUCAUGGCGCUGAGAUGUGUUUGGAUGUUGCCAUUGAGGAUUUUUGUGGAGCUUGUAUAUUGAACUCACUUUCUCUUAAACUGCCUAUAUGUU
Pungitius pungitius (ninespine stickleback) is the source of this 564-nucleotide messenger RNA. RefSeq names its product EF-hand calcium-binding domain-containing protein 10 (gene efcab10). The record is from RefSeq and is a predicted model, not a curated record. Bases 41 to 445 code for a protein of 134 amino acids. The transcript is spliced from 4 exons. Lineage: Eukaryota; Metazoa; Chordata; Actinopteri; Perciformes; Gasterosteidae.